Messenger RNA from Durio zibethinus, 1065 nucleotides. The record is from RefSeq and is a predicted model, not a curated record. Lineage: Eukaryota; Viridiplantae; Streptophyta; Magnoliopsida; Malvales; Malvaceae.
AUGAAAGUAGACGAGAGAUGUGAUGUUUACAGUUUUGGGGUGCUAUCAAUGGAAAUACUUAUAGGGAGGUAUGAUGGUGAUUUGAUUUCAUCUUUGUCAUCGUUGUCAUUAGCAUCGGCAUCAGCAUCGGCAUCAACAUCAUUUCCAAAUGACAACCAACAAAUUUUACUUAAAGAUGUCAUAGACCAACGUCUUUCACCACCAGUAAGGCAAGUUGCAAAGAAUGUUGUCUCUAUUACAAAGCUAGCAUGUGCGUGCUUGAAUGGCAAUCCCCAACUUCGACCAACCAUGCAACAAGUUGCUCAAGGCCUUACCCUAGAGACCCCAUCUGUCCCUAUUCCAAACAUCAAGGAAUUUCAUGAGGCUUCAUUUGAUGCCUUAAGCAACAAUAAGGGCCUAUGUGGUAAUGCCACUGGACUAAUGCCUUGUGUUGUCGUUCAUAGAAAAAGCACCAAAGUCAUCAUUUUCAUUAUGCUUCCACUUUUUGGUCUAAUUCUUUUGCUCUUUAUCAUGGUUGGAAGUUUCCUUAUUCUUUGCCAAAAGAAACGAACUAGAAAAUCUGAGUCAAUGGAGGCAAAACUUGGAGAUAUUUUCACAGUAUGGGGAUAUAAUGGAAGAAUACUCUAUGAGAACAUUAUUGAAGCCACUGAAGAUUUUAGCUCUAACAAUUGCAUUGGUUCAGGAGGCUAUGGAGCUGUUUAUAAAGCUGUGUUACCCAUUGGUGAGGUGGUUGCUGCGAAGAAACUUCACCAAUCUGAAGAUAGCAUGAUUUCCAACAACUUGAUAGCCUUUGAAAGUGAGAUUCAUGCUUUAUCAGAAAUAAGGCAUCGUAAUAUUGUGAAGCUAAGAGGAAGUUUGAGAAUGGUGUUAAGCAACAAGGACAAGGCAAUGGAGUUGGAUUGGGAGAAGAGGCUAAAUGUCGUAAAACGAGUGACUAAUGCCUUGUCUUAUAUGCAUCAUGGCCAUUCACCACCUAUAAUUCAUCCAGACAUUUCCAGCGAUAAUUUUCUAGAUUUGGAUUAUGUGGCUUAUGUCUCAGAUUUUCGCAUAGCCAGGCUUUUAUAG